Molecule: messenger RNA, 1584 nt
Organism: Opisthocomus hoazin
Lineage: Eukaryota; Metazoa; Chordata; Aves; Opisthocomiformes; Opisthocomidae
Source: RefSeq, a predicted model, not a curated record
GUUUUUCUCUACUCAGGCCGCAGGUCUCGUGCCCAAACAGGCGCGAUGAACACCCCCCUCUCCCACAACCCGGGCCACGCCGACAGCCUCCUCACCCACCUCAACCUGCUCCGCAAGCGGCACCUCUUCACCGACGUGGUGCUGCGGGCGGGGAACCGCGCCUUCCACUGCCACCGGGCCGUCCUGGCCUCCUGCAGCCGCUACUUCGACGCCAUGUUCAGCGGGGGCUUGAAGGAGAGCAGGGACGCCGAGGUCAACUUCCACGACUCCCUCCACCCCGAGGUGCUGGAGCUGCUGCUGGACUACGCGUACUCGGCCCGCGUGCUGAUUAACGAGGAGAACGCGGAGUCCUUGCUGGAGGCUGGGGACAUGUUGCAGUUUCAGGACAUUCGGGACGCUUCAGCUGAUUUUUUGGAGAAGAAUCUCUACCCUGGGAACUGCUUGAACAUGCUGCUGCUGUCUGACGCCCACUGCUGCGAGCGGCUGCUGCUGCUGUCCUGGAGGAUGGCGUUGGCCAACUUCACCUCGCUCUGCAAGACCGAAGACUUCCUCCGACUGCCCAAAGACAAGCUGCUGGAGCUGGUGGAGAGCGAAGAGCUGGAGGUAGAGGACGAGACGCUGGUCUACGAAGCUGUUAUAGGCUGGGUCCGGGACGAUUUUCCCCGACGCCCCGAAGGUUUGCUGGUGACCAGCCACAAGCUGGGGGAGGAGAUCGUGGCCGACGCCGUACGAUGCAAAAUGAAGAUCCUGCAAAACGACGGCCUGGUGACGGGCUGCUGUGCCCGACCCCGCAAGGUCAGCCAGGCCCUGCUGCUGCUCGGUGGCCAGACCUUCAUGUGCGACAAGAUCUACAUGCUGGAUCAUAAAACCAGCGAGAUCAUUCCUCGUGCCGACAUCCCAAGCCCUCGUAAAGAGUGCAGCGCCUGCGCCAUCGGGUGCAGAGUGUACAUCACCGGCGGCAAAGGCUCCGAGAACGGCGCUUCCAAAGACGUCUGGGUUUAUGACACCCUCCACGACGAGUGGGCGAAAGCUGCUCCCAUGCUGGUGGCGCGGUUUGGCCACGGUUCUGCCGAGCUGGAGCACUGCCUGUAUGUGGUGGGGGGUCACACAGCAGUGAGCGGUGCCUUCCCGGCCUCCCCCUCCGUCUCUCUCAAGCAAGUCGAACACUACGACCCGCAGCUGGACAAAUGGUCCUUGGUGGCUCCUCUCCGAGAAGGCGUCAGCAACGCCGCCGUGGUGGGAGCCAAGAUGAAGCUGUUUGUUUUUGGUGGCACCAGCGCCAACCAGGAGAAGCUGCCCAAGGUGGGGGGGGACACGGAGUUCUCCGCCAGCUCCGCUUACCGCUUCCACAGUGACACCUACCAGUGGUCCAAAUUUGGGGACGUCACCGCUAAGCGCAUCAGCUGCCGCGCUGUCACGUCGGGGAACAGACUGUACGUGGUGGGGGGCUACUGCGGGGCUCAGCGCUGCAAGACGCUGGACUGUUACGACCCAUCGUCCGACACGUGGAGCAGCGUCACGACAGUGCCUUACUCCCUCAUCCCCACCGCCUUCGUCAGCACCUGGAAGUACCUCUCUGCCUGA